GCGCUGCUGAGACACGCACACAGAGAGGAGCGCGCACAGUCAGCCUCUUCACUCUCCCAAACAAAGAGAAGCACGAGAGGCAGCAUCCAGCCUUCAGCCGCAUCCCUCUGUCCAGAACCGGCCCGGACCAGGCACCAUGACCACCAACGGCUCGGCCAACGGGACCAGCGACAUGCUGCAGAUCCAGUUCGGCCUCAUCAACUGCGGGAACAAGUACCUCACCGCAGAGACCUUUGGCUUUAAGAUCAACGCCUCAGCCACGAGCCUGAAGAAGAAGCAGAUCUGGACCCUGGAGCAGUGCGGAGAAGAGUCCAACAGCAACGUGUUCUGCCUCAAGUCCCACCUGGGCCGGUACAUCGCCGCGGAUAAAGACGGUAACGUGACAGGAGACAGCGAGACCCCGGGCCCCGAGUGCCGCCUCAUCAUCACCGCGCACGACGACGGCCGCUGGUCCCUGCAGUCUGAGAUGUUUGGACGGUACCUGGGCGGCACCGAGGACCGCAUCAUCUGCUUCGCCCAGACCGUGUCCGUGGCGGAGAAAUGGAGCGUGCACAUCGCCAUGCACCCGCAGGUCAACAUCUUCAGCCUCACGCGCAAACGCUACGCGCACCUGAGCUCCAAGGUGGAUGAGAUCGCCAUCGACAGGGACGUGCCGUGGGGAGUGGACUCCAUGAUCACUCUGGUGUUUCGGGACCAGAGGUACCACCUGCAGACGUCCGACAACCGCUUCCUGCGCAACGACGGCGCACUGGCGGCCACCGCGGACAAGAGCACGGGCUACACGCUGGAGUUUCGCUCAGGGAAGGUGGCGUUCAGAGACUGUAACGGCCUGUACCUGGCCCCCUCCGGGCCCUCCGGGACCAUGAAGUCCGGGAAGAGCGGCCGUGUGGGCAAAGAUGAGCUGUUCGUCCUGGAGCAGAGCCACCCGCAGGUCGUCCUCACUGCGGCCAACGAGAGGAACGUCUCCACCCGGCAAGGUAUGGACCUGUCAGCCAAUCAGGACGAGGAAGGCGACCAGGAGGUGUUCCAGGUGGAGAUCUGCCGCGACAACAGGAAGUGCGCGUUCCGGACCGCCGCCGGCAAAUACUGGACCCUCACGGCCAACGGGGGCCUGCAGUGCACCGCCUCCACCAAGUCAGCUAAUUGCUACUUCGACAUUGAGUGGCGUGGGAAGAGGCUGACUCUCCGGGCCGCCAAUGGGAAAUACGUCGCCGCCAAGAAGAACGGACAGCUCGCAGCCGCCAUCGACGCUGCAGGCCCAAGUGAAGAGUUCAUAAUGAAGUUGAUUAACCGUCCGAUCAUCGUGCUGCGCGGGGAGCACGGCUUCAUCGGCUGCAGGAAAGUGACGGGAACACUGGACUCGAACCGCUCGUCCUACGACUACUUCACCCUGGAGUUCAGAGACGGAGCCUACAGCCUGCAAGACUCCACAGGUAAAUACUGGAUGGUGGGUAACGAACAGUCCGUGGUGAGCAGCAGCGACACACCCGUCGACUUCCUGUUUGAGUUUUGCGACUACAACAAGCUGGCCAUCCGCCACGUCGCCGACAACAAAUAUCUCCGCGGCGACCACGCCGGCGUCCUCAAAGCCAACGCCGACGACCUGGAAUCCGCCACCUUCUGGGAGUACUGAGCGAGCGAGAGAGAGAGAGAGCGCACCGUCCUCCCCCGUCAACCGAUCUGCUCUUUAUGUUGAACUGCGCACUCACAUGGAAGGGUCGUUUAUAUCUCCUUCCGUCCAGGCUCUGCUCUACAGUGUCAAACCCUUUUAUUUUUGUUUGUUGCCAUAGUUACCGAGGGGCUGCGCACUUUUUCCUGCUCCGAUCUGGUUGGCUGCUCGACCCCGUCACUCCUCCCGUCCCUCGCCUUACGAUUGGGCCUCCCCCGUGUGGCUCGGUCCCUUUUUUUUUUUACCAGAGCAGAGCAGAACCACAAUAAAGCCCUUAUCUCCGCCCCCUCCCCGCGUCCCCCUCCUCUUAAUGUCUCUAUUGUUGAGCAGCACACGAUGGCAGUAUUUAUGACGUCUGACUGGGAGAUGCUUCUACCUGAUCUAAUAAGCCAAAAGCAGCCACUUCCUGUUCCUGUUUGUUCAUUUGGUCGUGUAGCAGCACCUCCCCAAGGGCUGAUCACUUUGUAUGUUUCUGAAGACGUCCAUUAACACAAAAAAAUUAAAAAUGAUAUAACUGGAUUUUAAAAUUAUGGAAGACUUUCAUCUCAAGUGUACAAAUAUUUCACUAUAAAACAAUUUCCUGUGUUGUUCUAGCUGUGUUCUCCUUUGGUUGGGAGUCUGAAUGUCCUGGAUCAAACAGGAUGUAGGAAGUCGACCUCUUCCCCCUUUUUAAACCCCGAUAGCUAUUGUUGAAAGUUUAAAAUGGUUAAAAGUAGAGCGGGAGGUUGCGUUCACCGCACUCACCUGUCGUACUGGAAGAAUAAAACCCCUUUUGUAUGUCCAAGGCACACAUUAUCAUUAGAAGAGGAGAAGUCGGUAGGUGUAGGAAUGUCGUAGGCCCCGGUUCAAAGACUUUACCUUCAGCGUAAACUAAACCUUAAACGCCUCAUUGACUUCUGGUGCUAUUAACCUCAAAACGAUGCCAGUUUGUCAGCCUGCUGUGCACAAAAACACGUGCGAGCCUUAUGUAUAACUCAUUUUUUUUCGGUUUUUCGCUACUGUCUGAAUGUUGACAGCCUUAACAAAUUAAUUUCAUCAUCUCUGUUCCUGUCUUGAGUCGGGAAGUUAAAUAAAGUUUGCGUAACAUGUCGUUCGUUUUUGUUUUUGCCAUUGCACAUCAGGGCCCUUUUUGUUUUCAUUAAUAACAUGUGGUCCUCAUCUCAAAGUCUCUCCAUCGAUUCAUCUCAAAGGUCUGUACGGUCGUCUGCGAUGUUGUUUUUUUUUUUUUUUCUCCAGAUUUACCAACACGAGGCACGGUCAAAGGGAUGUGGAAGGUUUUGUGGUAAUGACUGUGCCUUAUGUGCCACAUUUUCACAGCCAUAGUAGGAAAAUGUAAAGAAAACAGAAGAUUUGGGAAUAAUAAGUCCACAUCUUUGCUUUGUAUAACUGGAAAGUUCCUUUUUGUAUUAUUUUGUAUAAUUUUUUUGAUAUUGUGGAUGAAUAAUCUCUCUCUUGUGCCAUUGGUUCACCUGAAAUCCAACGACCAAUAAAACUGGGAUUUGGAA
Messenger RNA from Periophthalmus magnuspinnatus, 3174 nucleotides. RefSeq names its product fascin actin-bundling protein 1a (gene fscn1a). The coding region runs from base 137 to 1633 and encodes 498 amino acids. Gene Ontology annotation, molecular function: actin filament binding; protein-macromolecule adaptor activity. The transcript has 5 exons. Gene Ontology annotation, biological process: actin filament bundle assembly; cell migration; establishment or maintenance of cell polarity. Gene Ontology annotation, cellular component: cytoplasm; ruffle; lamellipodium. The record is from RefSeq and is a predicted model, not a curated record. Lineage: Eukaryota; Metazoa; Chordata; Actinopteri; Gobiiformes; Gobiidae.